AUGUAUCAAGCAGCUGUCUCCAAGAAGGAGCUUGCCGGUGCCUCCUCCACGGCUGUGGAAGAGACGGAAGCCCGGUCUUUGCCUGGAGGGCUCGCCAGCGUGAAGAAACAAUUUGAGAGCCAAGAAAUUGCAUCUUCGCACAGCACAGUCACCCAGAUCCAUUACCAGCACAAAUCUGUACAGGUUUACUUCAGGAUGCACAAGAUGAGAGAUGAUAGUCCGCUGGAGAAAACAGUUGUUGAAAUGAACCGCUAUGCUGAGCUGUGUCAGAAAAGUCCCCGUAAACCAUUUGCUUGUCACAGUUGCUGGCAGGUUGUCAUUGAAGGCAACAAAUGUGUGUUUUUCAGCCUCCUGAUACUGCAUUACAUUGUGGGGUUUAAGAAAGUGACCCAAAUCAACGUUGAAUCUGGGGAUGUUUCUAGGAUGAAAUUAAUCUUUGAGAAUCAGACGUCAGACAUAGUCAGUUCCACUUCAGAAGAAAUGAUGAAGAGGCUGAAAGCCACACAAGCAGAAGAUAUUCAGAAAGGAAAUGUUAUAAACUGUACUUGGCUUUUUGAAAAUCAGCCCAUUGAUACUAUUAAUGAAAGUCCUGAAAAAUUCGAAAAUACCCGUACCGUCCUGGAUGUACAGGGAGGAAAUGUUAACCAAGGCCGCUUUAUUUUCGAGACAUUUUCUCUCGAUCAGAUUCACGCUGACUCCUCCUCAGAAGAAAAUAAUGUUCAGAAAAUUAGCCGAGAAGAGAUUGAAAAGGGCGACGUGAGAAACUACACAAUGCUGUUUGAAUCCCAGCCUCUCUACGCCAUUCGAGACCGAGAGGGUUAUUUCCAUGAAGUUACCACUGUUAGAAAAGAGGAAAUUAUAAGCGGAGAUGUUGUAGGAGCAAGAUGGUUAUUUGAAACAAAACCUCUUGAUUCGAUAAGAGAUACCGAUGAGGUCUACAUCAUUAAAGCAGUUACUGAGGAAGACAUCCAGAAGGGAGAUGUUAGCUCUGCCAGGUGGAGAUUUGAAACACAACCACUUGAUAAAAUUUCCGAAGAUAUGAAAGUAUCGGUUCGGACAGUUGACGACGUUCAGGGUGGUGAUGUGAAAGCCAACAAGCAGCUCUUUGAAUCUGAGGGCAUGAACCAAAUGUCCGUCAGGACAGUAAGUGUUAGUGAAAUUCAGAAAGGGGAUGUUAGAACUGCCACCUGGUUGUUUGAGACACACACCAUGGAUGAGAUCCAAGAGCAAGUGUCCGACUACAGUGAGAUGAAGACCGUGACAAAGGAAGACAUCCAAAAAGGAGAUGUCAAACAGUCAGUCUGGCUGUUUGAAAAGCAACCCCUCGACAGUAUAAACGUAUCAGAUGAAAGUGAGGAGGUGGCCAGACGUGAAGAAAUCCCACAAGCUGAUGUGAAAACAACAACGUGGCUUUUCGAAACAACCCCCUUCCACGAAUUUAAUGAAAGCAUCAUUGAGAAACAAGAAAUCGUUGGAAAGAGCAUUAAAGAAACCCUUCAGGAGCUGUACUGCCGCAAAGUGGUAGAUUCCCAUGGGAUACUGAUUGAAGCAGAUGAAAUUGGAGACGUCAGAAUGGCCAAGUUCAAACUUCUGAAUCAGGAAGUCCCAGAGAUUCAAAGAGAAGAAAUCAUAAAGGGGGACUUGCAAAAGAUAAUGAUGAACCUACUCCGCACAGAAGAGAAACUGGGAAGUGGGAUCAUAAUUGAUGAAGAAGAAAAAGGUGAUGUUCACAAAACUGUUUCUCAAUUGCUAAACAGAAGAGCUGAGGUCAACAUGGAACAAAGGGAGGUGGUGAAAGGUGAUAUACAAGAGGCAAUUAAAAGCCUCUUGAAAGAAGACAGCACAACUAAACGGGGAAUUCUCAUUCAGGAGGAUGAAAUGGGGGAUGUCAGAAUGACCAUAUAUUCCUUGCUAAACAAGGCAGAGAAAGUGGAUAUAAAAAUGGGCGACAUAGUGAGAGGAGACGUUAAAGGUGCCAUCCAUAACCUUCUGUCCUCGCCAUACAGUCCAGAACUUCCACGAAGGAUUAAAGUGGACGAGGAGGAGAGAGGCAAUGUAAGCUUCUACACAACAUGUAUCGAAUCCGGAGCUCUCGAUUAUCUAAAACUGCUUCAGGGAGAAUCUAAUGAAACAACCACAGAGAAGAAGGAAGAGGAGGAAGAAGAAAUCAUUGCUGGAGAUGUUGAAAAGACAAAACGAAUCCUAAGGAGAAAGCAAGUUCAGUUUGAACGUACAAUUGCAGAAGAGGACAUCGUACCAGGUGAUGUUCACAACACAGUCAAGGUCUUCAUGACAGAACCAGAGAACUCCUUUACAAAUCUCCAAAGGGAAGACAUUGUCAGGGGAGACUUAAAGGCAACCCUAGAGUCCCUAAGCCAGGCUGUUAAUCAAUCCAUUGCUGUAGAAAAAGAGGAGGUUGUUAAAGGGGACAUAACUGCAACACUGAAAUCCCUAGAGGAAGCAAAGCACCAAGCUAAAGACACUGACAAGCCCGAUGUAAUCCCAGGAGAUAUUAAAGGUGCCCUGAAAUCUCUGGAAAAUUCAGUCAAUACAAAAGUAGAAUGUGCGACUGAAGAACUUGUCUGUGGAGACAUAAAAGGAACGUUAAAAUCUCUGGAAGAAGCAAAGCGGGUCUUUAAAGAAUUUAAUAAAGAAGAAGUCAUAAAGGGGGAUAUUCAAGCUGCAAUGCUAAACCUAUUGGAGGCGUCAUCAGAAAAGAAAGCACUGCAGUCACAAAUAAGCGAGCAAGGGGAUGUGAAAGGCACUAUCCAAAUGCUCCAGCAACAAAUGCAACAAAAUGCAAAUCCAAAGCGAGGUGGUCAGAAAGCUGUAAAAUCCCUCUACGAUAUACAAGAGCCGACUCUUUUGGAAGAGGAUGAGGUAGUUAAGAAAGAGACACAACAUACCGUAAUGGAAGUCGUCAAAGAAAAGGUGGAUAUGAAGGAAAAUGUCAAAGGUGCCCCAGUAACUCCAUUACGCACACAGCAAGAUGCUCAGCAGCAUUCUGUUGAGAAAGAGUAUGAGCAGCUGAGAAUGACGACUCAUCCUACUGGUAAAAAUCCAAUUUGGAAAACUGAAAUCGAUGCAGACAAGGGGAUUCAGAGGUUUACCAGUGGUGGUAAAUCUGCCAUUGUUAACAUUUCAGGACAAAGGAAAGAGUUACCAGCCGGACCUUCCACCCAAGCCAAAGCAGAAAUAACACACAAGGCAGAAACUUCAAUGGAGAGUAUCUCAGGCCAACAGGCACUCAAAGCAAAGUCUACCCUACAAACAGGAUUACCCCUGAGAAUCACACAUGGUAAUCCAGUCACCAAUGUUUCAAAAAUGGAAACGUCUCAGUCCACCAGUCACCAGUCCAAAGUAAUUGAUUUAAAACGUUCUCAAACAACUGUGAAGCAAACAUCUCAUCAGACUGAUUUGGAACGUAAGGUCAUCCAAAGGCAGGACUUGUCCCUUAAAGCAAAAGGUGAUGCCAAAAUGAAGGCUGUUGUAGCAAAGGAUGUGACCACUGCAAAGGUGGAAAAAAUGAAAAUGAAACAAGAAGCAAAUUUCCCCCCACCACCGCCACCACCCCCUCCACCUUCUGCGCUGCCAGACGCUGAACUGCCACUGCCACCACCGCCUCCGCCACUAGCAGCAGUGGAAUUUGAGCAGCAGUCUUUUCCUCCUCCACCACCAUCCGCAUUAAAAUCUGACAUUGAAGGCUUUCCCUUGCCUCCUCCGCCUCCAGAAGCAGAAAAGGAUAAAGUUGGAAAGGUCCCACAACUGCCUCCUGCCCCAAUUAAUCCAAUAAUCAAGAAGAAAUUCAGUCAAGAACCUCUACCACCACCACCUCCACCACCAACACCACAGGAAUUAAAUCCAAGGAGAAUCCCUGUUAAGACUGUGAAAGGACCUUCGCUGCACAUAGUUUCUAAAACUGAUACUAAGAAGGAACAAGAACAAUUAAAGAACACAUUGGAGAAACAAGAAACUAUACUACAGCCAAAGCCAGAUCCUAUAAAAAUACCACAAAAAACAGAGGACGUCCACUCAUCUGGAAAAGAACAGGUUGAGGGGAGUAUCACCAAAAAGCAGGUAACGUUGGAAACUUCACAGCAAUCUUCUGAAAAUGUUCUUCCCAAGAUGGCACAAAUGGAGCCUCAGCGCCCACAAGUAAAGAAGGUCUUUGUACCGCCAGUCAAGCUCCCUUCACCUGUUCCAGAGGUCUCAGCUGUCGCACCAAAACCGUAUGCGAGAAAAUUCAAAACGCCUCUUAUGAUUGCGGAGGAGAAAUAUCGCAAGCAAAGAGAAGAGAUGGAAAAAAUGAAAGGUGUUAAAUCAUCCCAGGGCUUGAUGAGUCAAGAGGAAACUGAAUUGGAAAUAGAAGUGCCAGCAGCAAGCAAAGAGCAACCUAGUAGUCAACCAAUAACCACUAAGGAGUCUGUACCAUGCGAGGAAAGUAAGAAUGAAGUCACAGCCAUCAAAGCAGAGGCUGUUUCAGUCUCCUCCACGACUGCUGCUCUUCCACCCUCUCAGCAAAAGAACACUGGUGUCCUUUUGACUGAAAAUAUUCAAUCUCACAGCAGUGAAGCGCUUGCAACAUCUAUAGCCACAACGUCUGAGCAGCGGGAAUUUUCAGUAAAAACGAGUGUAGAAAGGAAAGUGGUGGUUCAAGGAAGAACAAACACGCAGCAGAGUGCAGUUUCGUUGAAAUGUGAGAAGGAAGAGCCUGCCAAGAUAUCUUCUCUUCCCUCAAGGAUUCCAGUUACUCCAAGCUUUAAAGUAAGAACUAUAAAAAUUCAAAAGAGUGAAGAACCCAAGAGCCAAGUCACCCAUGACAAAAUCAAAGAAGAAUCUCAGCAAAAGAUCUCUCAGGCAGACCAACCGCACAAGGUCGCAUUGUCUAAUGUAAAGAAUGUCCAUGGAGAAGUAAGUGUCACUUCAACCACCAAGCAAAUGACACACUCUGAAACAAAAGUACAAAAUGAGGAAACAAGCAAACUCACCAAUCAAAAUGUGAGAACGAACGUGCAAGUACAAGACCACCCCCCACCCAAAAAUAUCCCCAUUCAGAAAAAACCUGAUCAAGGAAUUCGAGAUAGUGAAAAUACCAAGAUCAAAAUACUGACUGGUGAAGCAAAACCAUCUACCGCUGGACAUUCAACCCAAGUGGCUGAACAAAUGGAAAAGCAACUGUUGUCUAAAAUGAGUAAAAAGGAGCAUGUUCGCUCUCAGGAAACCAAACCACCAGCUCCCGUGCCUCCAAAAACAAUCAAGGUAGAGGAAGCAGCCAUGCAGAAGACAAUGCUCAAGAACCUGCAAGAUGAACAGGUUCACCUUCAUGAGCGGAAACAAACUAUGAAUACUCAAAAUGUAGUCAAGUGUGAUAUACAACAAGAGGAGAAAAUUAAGAGCAUCUCCCCAGACAUACCGAAAGGUGACUGGCAAAAAGGGGUCCGCAAAAAACCAACAGGGGAAGCUCCACCAACUUGUCACGAUGAAUCCAAGUCUGUAGUAGAUCUUGUGGACGUUAUGAGAAAGCGUGAAGAAAUCAAUCAGAUCUUGUUUCAAAUCAAAGAGCUGGAGAAAAAUACCGGAAAAAUGUAUGUGAGUUCAGCAAGAAUACUACUUGCUAAAAUUCCCGGCUGGUUCAUAGAACAGGAAGAAAAACAGCGCUUGGUAAGAGUCGGAAGUGAGGACAACUUGGAAAAACUAAAGGAAGCAAUUGAAAGUAUUACAAAACAAGGUUUUGAAAAGCUGGCACAUUUUGAUAAUACUAUACAUCAGUCAAUCCAGUCUGUAAGUAUUAAACACGAAAAGGCAAUGGCAUGUAAGGAAACACCACUCACAUCUAAAAUACCAGUGAAUAUUAGUUCUUCCAAACGAGAGUCUCACAGUAAAUCUGAAGUGGUGGAGGAGAAGACAGUGUGGCAUGAAAGCAGAAAGCAGGAGUUCUCUCAAGUUAAAACGAUUGACCAACGAAUUCCCUCCCCUUUGAUCAAAAUGCGCUCACCAUCCCCAACUUACAUUACAAUUGAGUCCACUGCCCGAAGAAUGCAGUCUCCUCAAACAGUCGACUCCUCAUCUCCCCCUCCACCCUUAAUGCAAAGACCUCCCACAUCACCGGCACCUCCUCUACGGAGAUCUGAUACCCCAACUUCAAGAUUAAGCCGAGCAUCUGCAACUCCUUCCCCGCCAAUGGCUCGAGCUGAAAAACUCGCAAAGCUAAAGGACACAACAGCAAAGCUCUCUCAUGGCGUAUCACAGACUCAGUUGUCAUCACCCGUACAAGUUUCAGAGAAAAAAUCUGAGAUUAUCGCAUCUCCUGCAUCCCUGCGUCGGCAGCUCAAAAUUGAAACUCAUGUUGGUGAAAUGACCACCAGUGUUUCCUCUGACUCUCAGCUUAUGGCUGGCAUCGUAAAAGACAUGAAGGAAUUUUAUGAAGAAGCAAGAAAAGCUGAAGAAUACAAAGUCUACACACGAAAGGACCCUAUUGACAUUCCAGAGCGUUUAGGUCCAGAUACAGAAGAAUCUGAUCGUGAGGAAGAAAAAGACGACUUACCAACAGUGGACUUGUCAGAACUUCUCCAUCGGUUUGAAGCUGCAACUGAAAAGACUUUUGUACGAAAAGAUCCCAUUACAACUGGUGAUAAACAUGGAAAUGACCAUAAAGACGAGUCUAGCAGAGGAGAUGUCCAAACAUCAGACAUGCCGCCUUUAGACUUUAAGGCUAUUAAGACGGUCUUUGAAAAUGCAGAGCGAAGUGCUAAUGUUAAGGAGGAGAGACACAAAUCCAGUAAAAGACCUCCUUCACGAGAAAUUGAAAUCAGAGUAGGACAUGAAAAACAACACACUGGCGCCAAGCCUCCUGAGACAAAAGUGCAGUCAGAAAUCUCAACCGACACUAAAACCACGAGUGAAGCGUUUUCAGGUGCAUCCAAGCAUUUUUGGAGCAUGAAGAGCAGACAUCCACCUCCGACCUACGCAGAAGUUGUCAAAGGAAACAUACCAGUGCUAGAUGUUUCCGCCGAUGUGUCAACCGAGGAGCUGCUAAUGAACUUCCAGAAGACCUGGCAGGAGAGUGAGAGGGUAUUUAAAAGUCUUGGGUACGAAGUGUCAGAAUCUGAAGAAGUGGUAGCCCAUGCUUCCCGUCAGCAACAGCACAUGGCCCAGAAAAUACAAGUUCUGGAGCUGGAGAUGUGCGUGGGCUGUCAAAAGAAGGUGUACCCGAUGGAGUGCUUAAUCGCAGACAAGCAAACCUUCCAUAAGUCUUGUUUCCGUUGCCAACACUGCAAUAGUCAGUUAAGCCUAGGGAAUUACGCCUCUCUCCAUGGACAAAUGUACUGCAAACCUCAUUUUAAACAACUUUUCAAGUCCAAAGGCAAUUAUGAUGAAGGAUUUGGACACAAACCAUACAAAGAUACCUGGAGUCAUAAAAAUCUGAACACCACCAGUGAACAUAACAGUGUAAAUGAUUCCCUGGAAAAAAGUCAUCUUGACGCAGACGACAGUAACCUGAGCAGAGAAAGCGACUCUACCGAGAACAGCUUGAUCUCAAAUGAAAAGGAAAGCAAUUCACCGGAAUCAAAGAAGACUGCAAAUAAACUAAUAAUUACCUGGCCUCCUCCUGCAGAGACACCAAAGAAAAACUUUAGCAUUGAAGAAGAUCUGAAGGUGUCAAAGCCGAACUGGCCUCCUGAAGGCCAAGAAGGAAAGGCCAGCCGAAGUCUCCCCACAGAGAAGCAAAAUAUGAAAUCGCCUGGCCCCAAAGACAUCGGCGAAACCGUCGCAGAAGAGACACCCCAAGAGAACCCUGAAUCCGAAAAUACAGAAGACCUGACAACUGAAAAGACAGGAGAGGAAGCUGAAGGCAGCUCAGGUGGAGAACUAGAGACUCCAGCAGAGGAAGUUGAGAGUAAGGAAGAAAAGGAAGAGAGUGUGACCGAAAAUGAGGAGGUUGUAGAGGAAGGAAAUGUCGAGCAGGACGUGAAGGAAGUGCAUGAAAAUGAGCCAGAAGAAAGUGAAAGCAUUGAUAAUCUAGUAGAAGAGAACAGGGAAGAAGGAAAUGCCGAUGUGGUGCAAGUCACUAAUAUUGAUGAUGAUCAAGUAGAUGAUGGCCAAUUGGACACCAACAGCAAUAAUAAUAACAACCGAAAAUCAAUCAACAACGAAGAUUUAGAAUUCGAAAGAGGAAAGGAAGAAAGUUUAGUGCCGGAUUUGCAAAAGAUGGGGAAGAGUGAUCAAGAGGAGUGGAACAGGUUUUUAACGGAGUAUCUCCCACCAACUGAAAAAGGGCAACGUUCCUCACCACCCAGUGCCAAAUAUACAGAGCGUGAACAUCGUGAAAAGGCCGAAUUGCCUGACUUUUUGAAUGAAAGUGACACUCGGUUGAAAGCCUCCAAUAUCCUGGAAGAUAUAUUUGCAGGGCUGACCAGCACUCCGAGCUUGAAUUUGGAUUUUAACGAUGAACUCUUUCAAGGAUCGACAAAUGAGAAACCAUCGGGUUCUUUGUUAGACGAUCUUCUCGAUUUUGGAGUUAAAGGAAAUGAAACACAUGGCAGUAACGGCAACAAGUUGCACAGUAUUUUGGGUACGGAAGAUUUCUCCAGUCUUGGAGGUGGCGGCAGUCUUUGUGAUGAUAGCUCGGAGAACCUCUCCGUUGAAGAGCAAAUAAAGAGAAACCGAUAUUAUGAUGAUGACGAUUAAAAUUGAUGGCAUCAAAGAGCCCUUCCUAUGCAAUCUAAGAUGAAAUUGCAUUUGCUGUUUUAUACAAUGUAUUCAUAUGCAUUUUUCUUAAAUUAAUAAUUUUAAAAAUCUCAGAUACCAUAUUUUACUUUUAGGUCCAUGGAGAGAUGAAUACAAUUCUUAAUGGAUGAUAAUGCUGGGAAUUUUUUUAAACACUUCCUACUUUAAUUACUGUUUAUGAGCUUUUUUUGCAUUAUUUACAACUUGUAGGAAAUUUUGCCUAAAAAAAGCACCUGGAGUGCAAACUAGAAAAAAAGAAAAGAAAAAAAAAAAAACAAACAAACAAAAAAAAGCAACAAAGGCGACGCUGUCUCUUGUAUUGUCUCAUGCAUAUUGCACAUCUGAUUUAUGCAAAUACUUGUUUUUAUUUAAAUAUUUUCUAUUUUGAAUAGCGCAAAUGAACAAUUCAUGGUCAAAUAUAUUACAGAAAAGUAGAUUUCAUUUAGAAUAGUGUGCACUGAUGAUUUUUAAUAUAUUUUGAAAUGGCAAGUAACUUUAAAUAAAUCUGUUUUUUCCAACUUUGAAUCUUAUUGGUUGGCUUCCAAAAUAAUAAAAUGCAAUUUUAGAAAUUUUA
Molecule: messenger RNA, 9301 nt
Organism: Polypterus senegalus (gray bichir)
Lineage: Eukaryota; Metazoa; Chordata; Cladistia; Polypteriformes; Polypteridae
Gene: xirp2b
Product: xin actin binding repeat containing 2b
Exons: 8
Coding region: 1-8688 (2895 amino acids)
Biological process (GO): actin filament organization; actin cytoskeleton organization
Cellular component (GO): stress fiber; focal adhesion
Molecular function (GO): actin filament binding
Source: RefSeq, a predicted model, not a curated record